UAAUACCUUUAUGUAAUGGUGGAGCAGCCAUGAAGAGGAGCAAGCAGUGGGAUGUCAGAGGAGCUGUGGGCCUUGCAGGUGUCUUCCACUUCCUGCAUUGUUGGGCUUCAGGAUGCCUUCUGCCCUUCCUCACCCUCUACCUCCGGCACCUCGGCCUCACCGCUUCCAUGACAGGCAUCAUCAUGACCGCCAAGCACCUGGUGGCUCUGGUUUGGAGGCCUGUCUCCAGUGCCUUGGCCAGACGCCAUAACAAAAGACGCGUGGUCAUAAUAGGGUCUGUCAUCUGUUCGGCAAUGGCUGCUAUGAUACUUCUGCUCUUCCCACCCACAGGAGUGAGCAUGGAGAGUGGAAGCUGUAAUGUAAGUCAGCUGAAUGCUAACCAUACAGUAUAUGAGUUUGACUCCACCACUCGGGAACCCCGGACAACUCCACAAACAUUCUCUACACGUGUUGCCUAUUCAGCAGAACCUAAGAUGAGGUUUACAGAAGGACACCGUGCAAUGGCAGUCAACCACAGUGCAAAUUCCGUCACCAAAAGUGCCUCUGAAACACAGACAGUUGAAGCAGGUUCAGAUGAAAUUAGCAGCCAAGAAGCUCUGGAAACCAAAACUACUCAGGGCCACCCACCAAAGAGGAAGAGUAGGUCUUUAAGAAGGCGUGAAGAAAAGCAGGAGGAGACAGAUAUGGAGACGGCCAGAUCUGAGUUCCUUGGAAGCUUGAAAGUCAUGGAUGCUCAACAUCAGAUGUUCUUCUUGGUGAUGAUUGUAGUAGGCAUAUGGGAGGUCAUGGCUGCCCCAUUGGAGUGGACAGCUGAUGACGGACUGCAUGAGUACCUUGAUUUUGUGGAUGCCACGGACCGCCAUGGUACCGUUAAACCUUGGAGACAUCUAGGGACUGCAGGUGGUAUGGGAAGCACUGGCAUUCUAGUAAGCAUCCUAUACUGUCUCAUUGGAACUGUGCUGCACUUUUACGCCUAUGCUAUGUUCAUGGUCAUAAUGGUGCCUGUUGCUGCUUUGUUACCACUUUACCGCCACAAACGUGAACGUCUACCUGGUAGUGGCUUGAAGGCCCUGCUGCUGGUGCGAGGCGAUCCACGGGCAAUGCUCUGUGCCAUCACUGCCCUUGUUACUGGCAUGGCAAGCUCAGCUAUAUCUGACUUUUUGCUGUGGCUGAUGCAGGACCACAGUGCGUCAGAGCUUCAGAUGGGCAUUACUUUGGCUCUGGCACCUCUAUGCCAGGCUGUCUUUGCCCCUUUGAAUGGAAGCGUGGCCCGUUUCCUGAAAUCCCAUGGGCGGCUACUGCUUCUUGGCAUUUUGGGUCUGUCUCUGCAAUGCCUUUACUACUCUUUCUUAUGGGCACCCUGGGCUGCACUUCCUGCUCAACUGCUGGCUGGACUUAGCACUAGCGCCCUCUGGUGGUCGAUAGAGGCUCAGUGUGCAGAUACUGCGUCUCCAGGGACAGAGAGGGCAGUGUUCCGAGUCUUUGAGGCCCUGUCUCUGGAUCUUGGGGCUGGGCUUGGCAGCCUGUUGGGAGGGUUUGUGGUGCAGAAGUUUGGAUUAGGGGUGCUCUUCCAGGGUACAGCGGUUAUGCUUGCAUUGUGGAGCAUUACUUUAGCUGUGUUGCAGUGGAGGAUCCCUCGUCAACGCAGGAUAAACUACUCACGACUUCUGGCGGCUGACGCCAGUGAGGUGAGUGAGUCAGAAUCUGACCAGGACAAUGACUGGCUGGAGAAAGCCAUGGAGGAAGACAAGGGGAACAACAAUUGGAGGAGUUCUGAGAAAUAAGCAUUAUAGCUGGUAAACAUUCUUCCACAAAGAAUUUUAUGCUAGACACCAAUGACCACCUACGUCUAGGCCUAUGUAAUGUGGAGGACUCAAAGUAAGACACUCCAAUGGCUUCCAAAUGGCUUAUGGCUUCAAGAACAUUACAAAUGAAAGCUGCUGCAGCUGGAUGCUGCAUGAGCUGCAGUUUUGCUCAGCUGUCGGGAUGCCAAUGUAUUUGUCUUUGACUACAUGUUAUUGGAAAACAUGCUUUGUUUUGCAAUUAUCAUAAGUAAAUGCUUAUCAUAAUCUCAUUGUUUGGAAACAUAUUUCAUUGGAAAAGACAUGUCACACAUUGGAAAACUGAAGACUCCUUCAGUGUAUCAUAUCCCCACCACAGAAUAUUGGACCAAACAAGGCUCCUGUUAGAGAAAUUAGAGGCUCAUAGUAACCAUAUAAAGAACCAGUGCAGUGUUGAUGUGACCUUAAAAUGCCCAGCAUUUAAUAAAAUGCCUCCUCACUUUGCAUUCUGCAAUUCAGAAGAGCACUGUGGUCAUAAAGCACUGGUUUAUGAGACGAAUUGUAUGUAUGUUGUUCAUUGUGUACUUAACUCAGUUACAUAAUAAUAAAUUUGCACUAAUGCUUUGAGGUAAUUGGGCUUAAGUGAGAUGGACAUAAUCAAGUUAAGGCCUCAAAGCAUUUGUAUUGUUAAGAUGUUUUUCCAGGCAACGAAGCCAUUUGUUUAUAUUGGGGUGUGAGUAUAUGCGUUCCUAUGUUUGCUCUGGAUUAUCACAUGGCUUCAGUUACCAUUUCAAACUACUUCCCUGAAUGCAAGUGCAGUGUGGGCAACACUUCACGUUAUCUUAUCAGGUUUGUCAAACCUAACCUGUUUUAUGCAGUGUUUGCGAAACCUGUACUGCAGUAAGUUUACCUACUUUAACUGUGAGUGUUACCUACCAUUUUUGUUAUUUCUUACAGCCGUCUCAUUUACUUGAGCUGGAUGACCUGAAAAUAAGUUUGGCUGUUCUGACUCAUAAAGUUAAAUGAAGCAGAUUUGAGAUUAAGGGUAAUGAAACAUGCCUGGUGGACACUUUAAACAGCUCAGCAAAGACAUGUAAAUGACCCAGUGUUUACCAGACUAAGCAAGCUAUGAGGAAUCAGACUUAUGGAGUAGAUUUGGAAAGCCUUUUACAUGUUGCAAAACUGUAAACUGUGACUAUAUGUGUUCAUUGUGUGACCAUUAUUUGUCUAAAAAAAAAAAAACAAGAUUAAAUGUCUUUCAGUUGCUAUUU
Molecule: messenger RNA, 3052 nt
Organism: Colossoma macropomum (tambaqui)
Lineage: Eukaryota; Metazoa; Chordata; Actinopteri; Characiformes; Serrasalmidae
Gene: mfsd6l
Product: major facilitator superfamily domain containing 6-like
Exons: 1
Coding region: 30-1784 (584 amino acids)
Cellular component (GO): membrane
Molecular function (GO): transmembrane transporter activity
Source: RefSeq, a predicted model, not a curated record